This is a messenger RNA of Aspergillus saccharolyticus JOP 1030-1, 567 nucleotides long. RefSeq lists its product as uncharacterized. Bases 380 to 547 code for a protein of 55 amino acids. The transcript has a single exon. NCBI's taxonomy places the organism in Eukaryota, Fungi, Ascomycota, Eurotiomycetes, Eurotiales, Aspergillaceae. The record is from RefSeq and is a predicted model, not a curated record.
CGCGACCAGUUCAACGGGUGCCAAGAGACGUUUUGGACGUUUGUUCACAACAGAAUCCCCAUAUACCUUGACAGUGCGACCCCAUCGAUUGCCAUUGUCAUAACAGCGUUUAACUCAGAAUUCUGCUUGGGUGGGAUAAGUGACGGGUUAACCCGACCCUACGCUGGGUACUAGAAGCGAGGAAGCCGGACGAUUCAGCCGGACCAUAGUUUUCACCUGCCAUCAUCCCACCCCCUUUCCCAGGUUUUUCCCGCCCAAUUCGCAGUCUAGGUAAGUAGCAGAUCACUGAACGAAUGUGAGAACCGCUCAUGUCACGCGAAUAAACUCCAAGACGAUCUGAAUGGUCGAAGGGCCCACUUAGUUCGAUGGUUAGUUCGGGAUGGGAUCUUGGCUGGAGUGGUCCGUGGAGCUUCUGUUUAGCUCUCUAGGCCUGUUGACCUUGGCCCUGGCCGCUCGUACCCUCAUUUCCAGUCAUGAUUCAGCCCAGGGCGGAGAGCAAGCUCCAGUCCCCAGUGUGGAUCCCUUGAGGCUUGGACGGAAAGCCUGAAGUUGAUUGCUACGUGAGGG